CUGCCACCCCUCGCCCCUCUCCAACUCCUACUCUCUCUCUCUCUCUCCCCUCACCCACAGUCAACCAGAGUCGUCGCAGACAUGGCUGAUAAGUACAUCCCCGAGCACCGCCGCACGACGUUCAAGGCGAAGAGCGCGUUCAAGCCGGACGAGCUGCGCCGCCGCCGCGAGGAGCAGCAGGUCGAGAUCCGCAGGGCAAAGCGUGAGGAGAAUCUCGCAAAGCGCCGUGGUAUCGCAGGGCGCGACCAGCCGGGCGCCUCGCUCGGUGCUGCCCCCGACAGCGACGAUGAGGGUGGCAAUAUUGAAAGCCAGCUCAACGAAGAACUCCCCCAGAUGGUCAAGGGCGUCUUUUCCGAGCAGAUUGACGAGCAGAUCCAAGCGACAACCAAAUUCCGCAAGCUCCUCUCCAAAGAGCGCAACCCCCCGAUCGAGCGCGUAAUCGAGACAGGCGUCGUCAGCCGCUUUGUCGAGUUCCUGCGCUCCCCACACACGCUCGUGCAGUUUGAGGCGGCAUGGGCCCUCACCAACAUCGCCUCGGGCUCAGCGCAGCAGACACAGGUCGUCAUCGAGGCCGGCGCCGUGCCCAUCUUUGUCGAGUUGCUCAGCAGCCACGAGCCAGACGUCCGGGAGCAGGCGGUUUGGGCCCUGGGUAACAUCGCCGGUGACAGCCCCGCAUGCCGCGACUUUGUACUGCAGGCGGGUGCCCUCCGCCCACUGCUUGCCCUUUUGGGUGACAGCCGCAAGCUGAGCAUGUUGAGGAACGCUACCUGGACACUUAGCAACUUCUGCCGUGGCAAGACGCCGCAGCCAGACUGGCAGACUAUUCAGCCCGCCCUCCCCGUCCUCUCCAAGCUCGUAUACUCGCUCGACGAUGAGGUCCUCAUCGAUGCGUGCUGGGCCAUCUCGUAUCUCUCCGAUGGCUCCAACGACAAGAUCCAGGCCGUCAUUGAGGCAGGCAUUCCCCGCCGCCUGGUCGAGCUGUUGAUGCACGCCUCCACGUCUGUCCAGACCCCCGCCCUCCGAUCCGUUGGAAACAUUGUUACUGGUGAUGACGUCCAGACACAAGUCAUCAUCAACUGCGGCUCGCUCCCUGCCCUGCUUUCGCUGCUGAGCUCCACCAAGGACGGUAUCCGCAAGGAGGCCUGCUGGACCAUCUCCAACGUCACCGCCGGCAACUCUACCCAGAUCCAGGCCGUCAUCGAUGCCAACAUCAUCCCUCCUCUCAUCCACCUUCUCCAGAACGGCGACUUCAAGACACGAAAGGAGGCCUGCUGGGCCAUUUCCAACGCAACUUCCGGUGGUCUGCAGAAGCCUGAUCAGAUUCGCUACUUGGUCCAGAGCGGUUGCAUCAAGCCGCUCUGCGACUUGCUUGCCUGCCCCGAUAACAAGAUCAUCCAGGUCGCUCUUGACGGUCUUGAGAACAUCCUCAAGGUCGGCGAGAUGGACAAGGAUGCCAGUGAGGGUGGUGCCAAUGGCGAGCCCAUCAACCGCUAUGCUCUCUUCAUCGAAGAAGUCGGCGGCAUGGAGAAGAUUCACGAGUGCCAGAACAAUGCCAACGAGGAGAUUUACAUGAAGGCCUACAACAUCAUCGAGAAGUACUUCUCAGAUGAGGAGGGUGAGGCGGAGAACAUGGCCGAGGGCGGUCCCCAGGUCAACCAGGAGGGUCACUUUGGCUUCGGCGCUGCCAACGCUCAGCAACAACAACAAAACUUCAACUUUGCCAACGGAGGCGACUCGAUGGAUAUGUAAGCCGAGUGCACCUCCAGUCCGCGUUGCCAGCUAUUGAGCCGUACGCUGCUGCAGAGCAGUAACUACUUUCCCACCAGCCAGCCAAAUGAGCCUGGCCGGCCCGUCCGCCAUCAUCGUACAGCCAAUUGGAAGUCAUAUUCGCUACACGAUUGAUACAUGGCCCUUGGAAAUGUAACUUUUGCUCGCGCUGCGAGGAUUUCACGUUUCCUUCGCAAUACCCCCCAUCUUCAUCAGCCCGGCUCCUUUGUUGAGUCAUCCCUUCACCAUGAUUUUCACGAAGCCUUCAAUGAUACACCGUCAUGUAACCCCUCCAAUGUCUAUUAUCCGCAUCAUAUCCCCGGCGUUGCGUGUUUGGCCUUCUGCUGCUGUUCC
Cucurbitaria berberidis CBS 394.84 is the source of this 2121-nucleotide messenger RNA. Its product is annotated as ARM repeat-containing protein. Gene Ontology annotation, biological process: NLS-bearing protein import into nucleus. Gene Ontology annotation, cellular component: cytoplasm; nucleus; nucleoplasm. NCBI's taxonomy places the organism in Eukaryota, Fungi, Ascomycota, Dothideomycetes, Pleosporales, Cucurbitariaceae. Bases 82 to 1749 code for a protein of 555 amino acids. The transcript has 3 exons. Gene Ontology annotation, molecular function: nuclear import signal receptor activity; protein binding. The record is from RefSeq and is a predicted model, not a curated record.